Molecule: messenger RNA, 2843 nt
Organism: Sorghum bicolor (sorghum)
Lineage: Eukaryota; Viridiplantae; Streptophyta; Magnoliopsida; Poales; Poaceae
Product: proline-rich receptor-like protein kinase PERK4
Exons: 5
Coding region: 812-2623 (603 amino acids)
Biological process (GO): protein phosphorylation
Molecular function (GO): protein kinase activity; ATP binding
Source: RefSeq, a predicted model, not a curated record
UUGAUUAUCUUUUUUUGGAAAAAGUAUCUGUAGUCAUAUUUAUAUGUAUCUAAAUUAUUAAGAUAGUGUGACUUACCCAUCGCGACUAAUGUCGAGUCACAUUGGAUAAAAUCAUUUGUGGUGAAAAAUAAAGGGUUUUAAAAGUUGGGAGAGAAUGGAAAUCUAGUUUUAUACGAGUGGGCAAAAUUGGGCCAACAUGAUGAGGGCAAAAAUAUUUCUUUUCUUUUUCUUUACAAGGAGGCCGUGGCUAGUUGACGAAAAAGACCGAGAAUAUUCUUAAAAAAAAAACCGAGAAGAAUUUUUGAAACAGUUGGCUAGCCAUCCAUCCUACGUGUCACGCGUCCCCACAGCUGCCAUGCAUCCUGCAGCCCCACAACCGACGAGCUACAGAUGAUGAGGCCAACACCAACCACCCGCCAAGAUCAACAGCGCAGCACAAGGCAACAGAAACAGAACAUCACACAGGUCAGGGGAGCAAAGCAGAGGAAUGCAGGGAAUGGGGAUCCUCUCCCUCCCGGGCGGCAUUGCUAUUUUUGGCCGCUCGUGAGAUGGCGGGGUGAAAUGCCCUUGACCUGCGUUGCGUGCGUGGACAUGCCCGGGGAACGGUGACGGCUGCUACACCUCGGUGUCGUGUCCGGCAGCGUGAGGGGCGGAGCCGCGACGCCGCCCGUCGCGGUCGCGGCUUCCUCCUCACCCCCGUUCCCCCGGACGGGCCGCGGCGCCGGUAGGGGAAGCGCGGACGUGACCGAGCGCAUCCGUCGCGGCCGGACAUUGACAGCUUGUGCAAGACUUCAUCGUCUCGUGGUACGUCAUGUCGUCUAAUUCUUCGACAGCCUCGCCGCCGCGGCCGGCUCCAUCGCCGCCGCCAAAAAGCAGCUCUUCUUCUCCUUCUCAUUCAACCGCGCCGCCGCCGUCCGCGGACUCGACGUCCCCACCGCAGCCGCCGCCGAGGGCUUCCUCGUCUCCGGCUCCAUCACGGCCCAGCGACUCCUCGCCGCCACCAGCGGCGUCCAGGUCCCAUGGCGCUCAGUCCUCCUCACCGGCCAAGCCCCACUCUCCACCGGCGGCUCCUGCGCACCGUGGCGGCCCCACCAUGCUGGAAAUCGUUUUCGCCGCGGCCGGCGCCGCGGCGCUCCUCGUCAUCCUUAUCGCCGCCUGCGUGUGCUGCUCGAGGAAGACGGCGCCGAGGAGGAGGAAGAGGCCUCACAAUCCCAUGCAUUACUACGCGGAUUCGUCGUCGUCGGUGUGCAAAGGUAAUAGCAGCACGUACUACCCGUCCGGGCCGCAGCCGCAGUGGCAGAGCGACACCGGCGCGGCGGCGGCGACGGUGAGCUCCUUUGACCCGCCUGGGGGUGGCUGGCAGUGGCAUGCAGCGCCGCCGCCCGCCAUGACCUCCGGCGCGUACUCCAGCCCGCACGGCGCGCCGCCGCCCCCUCCCCCGCACGAGGCGCUGGGGCUCGGCAAGGGCACCUUCAGCUACGAGGAGCUGGCGGUGGCCACGGGCAACUUCUCGGCGGCGAAUCUGCUGGGGCAGGGCGGGUUCGGGUACGUGCACAAGGGGGUGCUCCCCGGCGGCAUGGUGGUGGCCGUGAAGCAGCUCAAGUCCGACAGCGGGCAGGGGGAGCGCGAGUUCCAGGCCGAGGUGGAUAUCAUCAGCCGGGUGCACCACCGCCACCUCGUGUCCCUCGUCGGCCACUGCAUCGCCGGCGCGCGCCGCGUGCUCGUCUACCAGUUCGUGCCCAACAAGACCCUCGAGUUCCACCUCCACGGGAAAGGGCAGCCGGUGAUGGAGUGGUCGACGAGGCUGCGCAUCGCGCUCGGAUCGGCCAAGGGCCUCGCCUACCUGCACGAAGACUGCCAUCCUCGGAUCAUUCACCGCGACAUCAAGUCAGCCAACAUUCUUCUCGACAACAACUUCGAAGCCAAGGUCGCCGACUUCGGGCUGGCCAAGCUGACGUCUGACAACAACACGCACGUGUCGACCCGUGUGAUGGGGACGUUCGGGUACCUGGCGCCGGAGUACGCGUCGAGCGGGAAGCUGACGGACAAGUCGGACGUCUUCUCCUACGGCGUGAUGCUGCUGGAGCUCCUGACGGGGCGGCGCCCCAUCGACGACGCUGGCAGCGGCAGCGGCAGCGGCAGCGCGCAGGCGCACCCGUUCCUCGACGACAGCCUCGUCGACUGGGCGAGGCCGGCGCUAUCGCGCGCGCUGGCCGACGGCGACUACGACGCCGUCGCGGACCCGAGGCUGCGGGGCAACUACGACCCCGUGGAGAUGGCGCGCAUGGUCGCCAGCGCCGCGGCCGCCGUGCGCCACUCCGCCAAGAAGCGCCCCAAGAUGAGCCAGAUCGUGAGGGCGCUGGAGGGGGACAUCUCGCUGGAGGACCUCAACGAGGGGGUGCGGCCCGGGCAGAGCAUGGCGUUCGGCACGGCGGUGGCGGCCUCGUACAAGGCCAAGGCUCCAGGGCCGUACACGUCCGACAUGGAGCGGAUCAGGCAGGCGCCCAUGGCGAGCCCGGUGUACAGCGGCGCGGCCAUCGAGUUCGGCCGUCCUUCUACGAUCGCCAGCGAGGGGUCCUUCUCCGACGAUUUGAGUCCGGUGAAGGGUCAGCCGCACCGGUAGCAGGCAGCAGCUGUGAGCUGUGAGUUGCUACGCCGUGUACGUCUGUGAUGCUGGGCAGUUGCAGUUCAUGCUCGCCGCGCCGUUGUUGAUUGCGCGACAGUCCUGCUUUGGCGUCCGUGAGCUGCUUAUCCCAGCUGUUGCUUGUAACGCAGCCUGCGAGCUGCUGUACCUGUACAUAUCGACAUCGACAUCAACCACACGGAAAAUCUGUAGAUGAACA